Xyrichtys novacula (pearly razorfish) is the source of this 12117-nucleotide messenger RNA. NCBI's taxonomy places the organism in Eukaryota, Metazoa, Chordata, Actinopteri, Labriformes, Labridae. The record is from the annotation of a GenBank genome assembly.
GAAAACAACCCGGAAGUCGUGUGCUUGCUGUCAAUGCCAACGGUAGAGAGGAGGCACUGAAAGCUAAAAUCCCGCAUUUAAGACAAGAUGGCAGGACUGCCCCGCAGGAUCAUUAAGGUAUUUGUCCAACACUCUUAAUGGCACAAUAUGUAAAUGUUUUGAAUCGGCUAUAACGCCACACGCCCGAUUAAAAACUACAAAUGCUUCGCCCGGUCAUCAGCUCUGUGUGCUAGCUAGCGCUAGCAUGUAGCCAGCUAACGGUACUUUGAUAAAGUAACUUCCGUUAAUUGAGGCACAGUGGAUUAGAAAUAGGCCGCUGCCUCGUGAAAACUGCGAAUAAAUGUACCAGCUGCCGGUAUCACAUAUUUUAUUGUAGAACAGUGGCCUCAGGUAGUUUCUUAAGAGAGGUUUUUUGUGAAGCCUUGCUGCGCUAUCACGGGCUAGUUUGUAAGCUUUGAAGCUCUCGCUAGCCCGUUAGCCUGAUGCUGUCCGCAUCAAACGUUCACACCAUACUUAACUUAAAGACGAUUUAUCCUGCUGUAGUGCUUGACUUUUACACUAUUACAUAUUCAUUUGGCUUCUAUGUUAUAGGUAGUACCUUACACUAGUCAUAAAUAUACUAGCAAAGUUAGAAUAUAACGUAAAUACGGUUUAAUGCUUGAGAGUUAAAGCUGAAAUCACUCCUAACGGCUCUGUAGGAAAGCAUUAGUAAGUAAUUUUAGUGAUCUGAUGAAAGAGGCUUUGGUCAGUCAAGACAUCCCCUGUCUUGUAUAAUAAGAUUAAGUGUUGUAAGGAGUCUUUUGCGACACCCCAAUUGCAGAACUUUUUAUUUAAACACCUGAGGAUUAAUUCAGGAUUCAAAGGUACCUAUAAUGGAGGCUGAAACCGAGGUCAUCAUAUAUAUUUACAGGUCAUGAGAAAAGUCUUUUUAUUUCAGCUUAUCUGGAGCUUCUAUCUUCUGAUGAAUUAUUUUCAGUUUACUCACUUUUUUGCUACAAAAGCCCUGAGCAGACAUGUAGUGACACAUUUUAUGUUCUCAUUUUCUUUCCGUAUAUCAGUUGUUUUCUUGGGAACUUUUUUUUUUAAAUCUUGUAAUCAUGGUAGUAACAAUGCUGGCUUCCUCAUCAAAAAGGAUUUAUUCAUCCCAUUAUUUCAAGACAAUUAAUUGGCACUCUAGCAAACACAAACAAUGCACUAGUCUCUAUGAUGGGCCAGACCCUGUAUAUUCCAUACUUCCAUUUCCCCAUAAUGAGCUAGAAUAAAUUUAUGACUGUCUGUUUUCUGCAGCUUUAUGCUUUUGUAACUAUAGGGAUAAAGGCUAUGAUCAUCCAGUGUCAGGUUAGAAUCUUGAGAAUUCAAUUGAAAUUAACUGGUAAUCUAUUGAAUACCUAUUUUUUAUCUUGUUAUGCCACCAAAUCAUUAGUUAAUUAGUUAUUUUAAAUAAAAACUGUAUUUUUUCCUUAACUCAUCUGUGGCCACAAAUCACAGUAAUUGUUAACUUUUCUUUCACGCAAACCCACACUGCACCUACAGCUUUCCUCUUUUGAUAAACACUAACAUAUUUUAUUGCUUGUAUGUCUAAUUUUUUGACAAGAUUCAUCAACAGCAUGCUUUAAAAGGUUGAACAAAUAACACAAUUUGCAUUAGGAAACGUUCUGUCCAACAUCCUGCCUUCAUAAAAAGUGAUGUGGAUGUGGAAAAGGCUUGUUAAAGAUGCAAAACAAAGGUAGUGCAGAAAGGCACACGCAGAAACCAGCUGCAUUUGAUUUAAGAUUUUUUUUAAAUUUGUCCUGUAAGGAGAUUUGUCUUCACUGACAAUAUGUUACACAUCUUGGAUGACAACAGACACAACAUACACAUUAACAAUGACAACUUAUAUGACAGCACAAUAGGGGACAGACAGAUCAGCAGGGCUAUGGUGUUUGCUAGGGGAGUGAUGGACUUUUUAUUUGGUUCUGUGAGGUUAGGUGUGGGGAGACCAAUGAGUGGAGAGACGGAUGACUCUUAAACUCUUGAAACAGUGUUAUAGAGGCUUGUUUUUAACCUGACAUGUGGAUGUUCUAUCAGUGCAUCAACAGGGGGGUUGUUUCAAAGCUCAACCUGAACAUUUGCAGUGCAUGUGUCAUGCCUGCCAGUUAUCAGACCCAGGAGGUCAGUUACAGCAUGUUUGUGAGUAUAAAAAGCCCUGACACGCUCGUGUAGUGAAGAAAUAUUGAUAAUAAAGGAGUAGAACAAAGUGAAAAGAAAUGAUUGCCGUAAAUAUGAGGCAGAGGGAGACAGAGGUAAGAGCACUGGUAGGCUAAUAGGCUACAGUCAGGUCAUGCAAAAAGCUCAGAGUUAACGUAUCAAUAACUUAACUCAGCCCUGGGAAUGAUCUUGAAAAAGCCAUUUUUCUACAAAGCAUCAACAAGUUAAACAUCAUCUACUCUUUUCAAACUUAUUAAAAAUAUGGAGAGUGAACCCUGUUAUGUACAAAUCUCAUAGUUUUAUGACAGAUUUGUGCAUAAAAAUACACCAAAAUGCAAUCAAUUAUUGUUGAUGCUCAAAGUUCCCUGGAGGUGGCCAGAGUAAAAACUGAAACUGGUCCAUGGGAGGACCUAAAAUAUUAAUUCAGCACUUCAAAGAAUUGAUAAGGUAUCACGUUAUGAAAUAUUACGAUAUUGCAGUGUAUUGGUAUUGUCUUAAAGGCCUAGUACUGAUAAAUACACCUUUUCUUUUCAUUGUAAGACACCAAACUCCCCUUGUUGUUAGUCUCAUUGUGACUGACAAACAGAAUUCAAGUCUACUGUAAAUGAUAAAUGAGCUAUUUUUUUAAAUAUCAAUAUUCAGUAUUGAGUAUUUCAUGCACAUGGUUAGCAAAGUGUAUUUUAAACAGUACAAUUAAACUGGUCUUUGAAGCUACAAAUAAGAAAACCCGAUAGGACACCUGGAGCACCUACUAGAGGGUUUUACAGGUGUAUGACUGUGGAGACCACAAACCAGCAUUGGUGGGAAAAGGUAGAAGGGAUGGGAACGGUGCUUAGUGGUUCGAGCCCUUGAGCCCUCAGAGCGUGUGACUAGGAAUGGGAGCCCCUAUCCCGUCUGUGUUUUCACUGCAUGGUUUUGUCUGUGGGUUAUCUGAAACAUUUUAGGAAUCCCACUCCCAGUUACAUUCGGGGAAAGACCAUUCAAAACAAGAGUGCCGCUGUCUCUGCCAACCUUCAUUUGAUGCUACCUUGCACAUCAUUUCAUAUUGCACCACUUGUUUCCAUUUGAUUUUAAUAUGAUUCUAGAAAACUUGAUUUAAUUCCUAAUUGGUUCACAGUUUUCUUGUCACGCUUAUUUUAAAAUUCAUUUCAAUCUGCUGUGAUUAAUUAAUUUAAUGGUGUUUCAGGAAAAUGUGUUUGAGUUACUGCAGCUUCUUUAUUUGAAAAGUUUUUCACGUGAUUGCAAUAUAAAUAUCCAGAGGCAAAACCAGGACAAAAGGUGACUUAAAGAAGUGAAAUGUAAGAUAUCUACUGAAUUAAAUCAUAAAAUGACCUUUAUAUAUCAUUACACCUUAAGGAAACAUUCUUUAUUGAAAUUCUGGCGUCUCUAAUAACAAUGCAGCAGCCAGCAUGCCCGCCUUUAAAGUUUUGAUUCUGGUCUGUCUUUGUUUUGACCUAAGAAGAUAGACGGUUUUAAAGCACUUACUCGCUUCCAUUUUUGACGCCCCUCAGAUUGCCAGAUAUGAAACCAGAUAUAGGCAAGUGAAGAGGUCAAGAUAUACUGGUAACUUACACCCAACCUGCAAAGCCCCAGUCUUUACAGAGAGCACUUAAUUUGAAUUGUAGGAUCCCUCAAACCAGUGGUUCUCAAGUCCAGUCCUCGAGGUCCACUGUCCUGCAUGUUUUGGAUGUUUCCCUGCUCCAACACACCUGAUUCAAAUGAUCAGCUCGUUAUCAAGCUCUGUAAUGGCUUCAUAACGAGCUAAUCAUUUGAAUCAGGUGUGUUGGAGCAGGGAAACAUCAACAGGGCAGUGGGCCUCGAGGACUGGACUUGAGAACCACUGCCUUAAAUUAUCCAUCUGAGUGGACUGUAAAAGGAACAGCUGAUGUGGUAUAAUCUCUGUUGAGUGUGGUCAUUGUUCUUAAUCAAGUUUAUCCUGAUUUUGAUACAGUAUUCUGUAUUAGAAUACAUGUCAUAUCAUGAGGCUGUAGGAGAUGCCCUAAUGGCAGGGGAUGACUAGUAGUACUGGGGUAACAAUGGAAAUAAGGAACUCCUAGUGUCAGAAAUAAAAAUAAUUCACCAAGAGUUCUAAGGCAACAUUUGUAAGGCCACAUCGAGUCAGUGACUAUACUCUCUAGACAAAGUUAUACAAUAUUUAUCUUGCUCUUAAAUUAGUGAUGAAUCUAUUUUGACAACAGCCACAAGAUUCUAUGAAAAAUCUCUGGAUGUCAAAUAAUAAAAAGCUUGCAGUGCAUCAUAGAAAGGAGGUUUCACAUCUUAUUCCUGUAAACUUCUCCAUGAGGGCGAAUAAUUUACCACCAUAUGCAUCCAAGAAAUCUGGCAAACCAGACUUGGCAUGCACAAUUUAACGACAGUAGGAGCCUUUCAUAAAUGUCAUUCUUGUAUCAGCGUUAAAUAAUUGAAUCUGAAUCUCUUUAUUGUCCCAAAAGGGAAAUCAGCGUUGCAGCAGGAGCACACAAAGUUAGGGUACACAGUGACAAUAUAGUAAGAGUAGUCUAAAAGUCAAACAUGAUAAAAAAAACAACACAAUAAAGGAAACAGCAUACAUGAAAGAUAAAAAAUAAUCAUUCCAGAGCCAAUACCCAAACUGAAAAUAACUGCCUUGAUGAGUGCAAAAAUGUGCUAAAAAUGCAAUAAAUAGUGCAAAGAAAAACAUGGGUAACCUAUGGCCUAAUCGAUAUUUAGUAAAUAAAUUGCACUGGAGAUAAAUGAGAUCUGAAAUCUCUUAGUCCUCCUUGUAGGAGCCCUAAAACGACGGUCCGAGGGUAAAAGCGCGAAUUUGUAGUGCAGUUGGUGGUUAGGACAACCCAGAAUAGCAUUAGCCUUCCUCCUGUCUGUUAUAGAUAAACAUAACCCCGGCCUGCUGACUUCCUGGGAUUUUUUCUGCCGUUUGAACAAGGCUCCCAAGAUGAUUCUUGCUGGACCAGUUCAGGUUCCCAAACCAUGCAGCUAUACAAAGGGUUAAAACAGAUUCAAUAAAACUUCUAUAAAAGAGUCAUCAUCUCAGAAGAAACAUGAAAGGUUCUCAUCUCCUCAAAAAGGACAACCUUUGCAGAACCUCUUUGGAGGUAACAUCAGUGUGAGGUUCGAAAUGUAGUUUAUUAUCUAGGACCACACCCAGAUAUUUAUAGCUCUCCACCAUCUUAACAUCAGCACCCUUGAUAACAGUGGGGGGUGGAAAAGAGGUAGCAUUCCUAAAAUCAAUAAUCACGUCUUUGGUUUUCAACACAUUCAAUUCAAGAGAAGCCUCAUCACACCAAGCUAUAAAAUCAUCUGCUGCAGACGCAUGGUCCUGCUUAUCCCCCUGGAGAACACUAACAAUAACCGGAUCAUCAGCAAACUUUAAUAUGUGUCUGUUAGUGAAGCUGCUACAGCACUUAUUAGUGGACAGAAUAAAGAGGAAGGACAACAAGCAGCAACCCUGAGGAGAGCUAGAGGAAGAGGAGAGCACAAUAGAAAAGACACCGUUAAUUCUUACACACUAUAUAGUUGGGGAAAAUAUAUUGUAGCAUAAUCUUGGCUAAAACAACCAGAUUUAAUGCAAGUACGCUCCUCAAUCAAAAAGACAUUUGAGCCCACAGACUACUCAGCUCAACUCAACUUUAUUUGUAAAGCACUUUAAAACAACCACAGCUGAACAAACAUAAAUACAUAAAUAGACAAAACAACACAGGCAUAAAAACAAUCAAAAAACAAUUAUAACAAUGGAUAAAAGAAAAGCAGAUAUUGAAAAGUAAAAUAUAGUUUCAAUGUUUUUGAAAACUAAUUUAGAAACAUAGAAACAAAUAACUAAAAACAAACCAUGAAACACUAAAACAGGAGCCGACUCUCAUGCAGGGUUGAAAGCCAAUGAAAAAAAAUGGGUUUUAAGACGAGUUUUAAAACAUGGACAGUGUGGGGGCUUGUCUGAUUUGGAGGGGUAGCUCGUUCCAUAAUUUUUACUAUAGACAGUCAAGUAAGUUUUGAUAGUAUUAUGGGGUAAAUAUAUUUGUUCUUUAAUAGUAUUAAUAUUGAACUUGCAAAAGGUUGCCAAAUGUAAGCUAUUUUUCCUUUCAUUGACCAUUUAAGGGGCUUGCUUAUUCUGCCGGUGGUGGCGACCUCAAAUGUGAUGCUGUUUCUUCUGACUCCUGCAAGACGGUUUUCUGUAACCAUGCAAUAAUUUAUACAUCAAUUGUCCAAUAUUUUGAUGACCAUUCCAGUUGUUUAGCCAACUAUAUUUCUGUUCAUGCCAUUGCAUUAGUGUUUUUACAAGCUUUUUUGUUAUCUUAUUCUACAUUUUCCAAUUUGGAAUAUUUCCAAAAUUCCCUAGCUUAACUUCCCAUGGAAAGUCAACAGGAUAUGAUUUUAGAGAUAAUGUUUGGCUACAAAAAGGUUAAAGAAGCUGUAUUGAUCAUUUCUGUUGCUUGUGUAUUUCUAAACUUCCAGUCUUCUUGACUUUAGAUUGGUUCGCAGCUCUGAACGGUAACAACAGUGUCUGCAGUCAGUAAAUAGAAUGAGCAUUAUCAUAUUUUUCUCCAAUAAAAAUGUCUUCAUGCAUUUGUCAUUUACAAAUAAUGAUAAAGAAAGAGUUCACAGGAAUGUAGAUUGGUUCCUGUCUCUGUUCUCCGACUCAUCAGGUGAAUUGAGGCUAUACUCUGAGCUGCACCUCAUUUCAAAGUUAAACUUUUUCACUUUCUUUUAGCUCCUGCCUCAGAUCAGUGCAGUUUUUCAAGCCUAUGGCCUAUUUUCAGCUACAAAGGGUUGCAUCCUCCCCAUCCUCAAAACUGAGUUCAUACGUGUUCAACUCAGCAGGGGGUGGUAACUUUGGCGCUGAGGGUGUUAAUAAAAUUGCUAACCCCACAAGUAAACUUUUAUUUCUGUUUAUUUUUCAAACAGGAGACUCAGCGUUUGCUGCAGGAGCCUGUCCCAGGCAUCAAGGCUGAGCCGGAUGAAAGCAACGCUCGUUACUUUCAUGUAGUCAUUGCCGGACCUCAGGACUCGCCUUUUGAGGGGGGCACAUUUAAACUUGAACUCUUUCUACCAGAGGAAUAUCCAAUGGCAGCUCCUAAAGUACGCUUCAUGACCAAAAUAUAUCAUCCCAAUGUAGACAAGUUGGGAAGGAUAUGUCUAGACAUUUUGAAAGGUAGGUCCUUCACCCAUCACGAUUCUGUCCUGUAAUAAAGUACAUGAUGUCACCUGUGUUGUGGUCCUGUGAGUGAAGUGAGGGAUUUGUCCAUUUCAUUCUGCUUUAUAAAAAUCAAGGGCCUCACAUUGUGCAACUACCUCCCCACAUCACCUCUGACUGCACCUCUUCUUCCUUUGACUCAUUCACUUUUAUUCAUCUCUUAUCUUCCCAGAUAAAUGGUCACCAGCUCUGCAGAUUCGUACGGUGCUGCUGUCAAUCCAAGCAUUACUAAGUGCGCCCAACCCAGAUGAUCCGCUAGCAAAUGACGUGGCAGAGCAAUGGAAGUCUGAUGAAGUCCAAGCCAUAGAAACAGGUGAGAGCAAAGUCUAAACCUUUGUGUUUAGACUUUGAGUGAAUGGAUACACUGGUAUGGACGCCUUUGUUGCUGUCGACGUUAUAUUGCACUUUUGCUGCAGCGCUUUCUCACUCAGUCCACUCAUUGGUGCAUGACAGGGUGGAUUGAUUUAGUGCGAAAAAAACUGAAUCCCUUUAAUGUCGUACAAAUCGACAUGUUGAAUGUAAUCCAAAUGUAGGCUACUUACCUGUAUAUAGUGUUGGUGCAUUUAUUUAGUCUAAAUUCCUGUAUUUUAUCACGUUAUAAUAAUAUACAGUAAAUCACAAAAAGGAAAGAUAUUACAAAAUUAGUUUUCCAAUGUUCAACCUGAAGGCUUUGAUUACGCCAUAUCAUAAUAUUGCUUUUAGGUUGCAGAAAUUCUUCCCAAGUGUAUUUAACUCUUUGUCCCUUUGCAUCAACACACCUCAGCACUGUGGUCACCUGCUUGACCUCGACAGUUGUUUGUGAUGUGAACCAUGCUCAUUUUCUGUCUGUUUCUGUGAACUUUACAGCCAGGACAUGGACCAGGCUUUAUGCUGGACACAAAAAUGAAGUGUAGAACAGCCCAACAAGCGGAGAUACAAGUGGAAGUGAAGUGUGAAAACAACUCCUCAUGUUCUGCCAAGACCUCUUCUGACUUUAUUUGCAUUUAAAGGACACAGUCUUAAAUACAUAAAUACAUAUAUAUUAUGAAAUAAACAUGAAUAUAUUGUAAAGGAAAAAAAAAACAACUGCUGACAAUUGGUGAUUUAAAUGCUCACUAGUAAUGAAAUGAUUCGUCGUUGUCCUAACUCACUACUGUUGAAAUGCAUGGGCAGAGGUUUUAGAUUUUCUCACCUGGCUUUCUUUGUCUAUUAAUUUUUAAAGGCUUUUGCCAACUGCUACCUUCACAAGCACGUUCAGGGGGUGUGUGGGGGUGUGUGUCCUAUGUCCCACAGUACUGUUGGAAAUGUGGGCAUUGAAGCAGUAGAAUGGGAUGGGGUGUUGGCUACGUGUGGUCAAAAUUGUAUACUUUUCUUUUAACUUUGUUUUCUUGUGUCGCUGUAUGUUUAUUAAGUAGCUAACUACUACUAGCCCACUGUACUUAGUCACUUAACCAGGAGGCGGACCAUAAUUUCGUUCUGUGUAGUUGGCCGAGAUGGAUGCAGAUACAACAUAAAGCCUAUUUCCUCUUAUAAUUACACCAGGCUGCAUCAAAUAUAAAUUAUAUGACUGAAAACCAAACUGAGCCUGCCAUUAUCACAUUGACUUGUUCAACCACUCAGUGUAAACUGUAGGCUUGUGGAUGGCGUGAAAGAGUGUUUAGCAGAGGGUGAACAUUGAGGACCUUUUUUUUGUUUAGUUUAGCACAUCUGUUUUAUCACCAUAUCCGGUCUUUUGUAUGUGUAUCUUUCGUGCUGUCGCCAUACUAACUUCUCUGCUUUUUCUGGAUUACUUCUUCCCAUGGCGUUAAUUUCAUAAAGCAGUGGUUCGGUGUGAGCUGUGAGAAGGAGGAGAGUUGAGGGGCCUAUCUCUGAGAUAGGAGAUGCUAGGAUGCUGAGGAAUAAAACUCCAAAUGUUUAAUGAAGGCUUUGACUCACUUGUGAUUGGUCUUUGACUGAAACGUCUGUAUUCAAUUCACUGUUGUAAAAUUCAUUCAUUAUUUUCAAUCUGAGGAGGAAAGGUUUCCUAUUCUCAGAAUGUUAUAAAACAGUCCACCUGCAUACUUUUUAUGUUCUGUAAAUAAAAUCUGUUGAUUAAUAAAGAGCUGCCUGGGUUUACUUCUUGAGAAACGUGUGCUGCUGAUGAUUUAUGUGAUAUGAUUUAAAGGGGGUUGGUUGACUGGUCUGUCAUGUCCCUGUAGUAGAACAAAAAUAAAGAUCCUUAAAAUUUGAGGGAGAAGGAAUGUAUAUACUUAACCCUCUGUUGGGAUCAGCCACUUCUGGGAGCUAUGAAUUCAAUUAAAAUGAGCACCCUGUGAUUGUGAGGAAAGGGAUGUGCACAAAAAGAUGGAGAACUAAAAUCAAGCUGGAAAAAGAUUUUGAUGGUUAGUGAAUCAUUGAAGCUCCAUGUUUAAUUUAGAUUAGAGCUAAAACGUCCAAUGUUAAAGAUGACAAAGAUUUAUUAUAUAUGAAAUAUCUGCUCAGAAGUGUAACAUUGGCAUUCAUUUUGGAAAUCAUGGGCAGUGUUUUCUGACACAUUGAGGAGGCACCAUUGAUGCUUAAAAACACAAUAUACAGGUUUUGAGUUAAAAACGUUUAAAACACAAGAUCUGUUCAGGUAAGAAGAUCUGCUGAGCAGCUGAAGAUUUAUCAAACAGAAAUGGGAUGAUUUAAGUUUCCUCUGCAGAGCUCCACAAAAUGUAUUUUUACUUUUUUGAGUGAGCUUUACCACUAAUAUUGAAAAUGAAUCCAUUUUAAAAAUCCAAUACAUUUUUUCUAAGGUCUGGUGACAGCCUGUGAUGUCUGCACAUGGAAGAUAAUACUCCCACUGAAUCGAACCUGCAAACUGCUUUACCAUUUAACAUCCUGUGACUCAGUUACACUUCACCACUAGAGGGGGAUCCUGAGCUUCAUAACUGUUAUACUCAGCACAUACCUUCACAAGUGAGUCAAAUGCAGUCUGCCAAAACACCAUGGUGACACUCAUCUUACCUUGGAUAGUAUGGCUCACUAAAAAUAGCUCCAGUUUUGAUUCACUUUUUUUCAAUUACAACUACAGUCUGGGACUAGUGGGUCUAUUUUGGAAUCAGUAUAAGAAAGCAGGUUAUCAUUAAGCUUAAAAAAUUAUCAUUUGCUGAAUUCACCCCUGAAGUCUAGUGGACUCUCCCUAUUUUUAAACAUGGAUGUAUGUUCAUAUAUAUGAAGGAAAGUGUUCCAGCCAUUCAGUCAGUAAACGCCUCUCACUGGUGCUUGUUGACUCCAGAGGGUCAGUGUACCUGCUGUUAAGUAACACCACUGAAGGUAUUAGCAGAGGACCACUGUGAAAUGUUUGCUAAUGAAAAAAGAAAGAGCGUUAUUAAUGAUUAAAUUCUUUCCCCUGGUAAGACCCCAUGUUUUUGGCCCCCCUCCCCUGUUUUCUCCCUUCACUCCCCUCUAACAUCUCUCCCUCCUCUUACUCCCAUCUGGCCUGUGUUUCUAUUCCACAAAACCUCUCUAUCUCACUGCCUUCUCCCCUCCAACUACUGUCAAACUCCCCUCUUAACCCUCUUACCCCUCGGUAACUGCCUUGUAUCUUCUCUCUACUCCCCCCAUAAGUUUCAUUUCCCCUCCUCUAGCUUCCUUCAAAUGACCGAGGUAUUAUGUCCACCUUGUUGUUGUUGUUGAUGUUAUUCCCAUCCGCCACCCUCAUGUGCAUCCUUGCUGUGCUUACUAGUUCGGUUUCUACUUUCAAGUACAUUUUGGUAAUUUAAAAAUAUGCUUUAUAUUAACUUUAUAUUAAAGCAUUACCCCUGUUGUGAGACUGUGUAUACCAGUGGUUCUCAACUGGUCUCACUCUGGGACCCACAUUUUUCCAUGGUCCUUAAGUUGCAACCCACUUUUAUUGAAUUCAAACCAAGCAAUUAAAAAAAAAAAACUUUUAAAGACUCUAAUCUUUAACAUAAAUCUACUUGUUUUAUUGAGUAAAGUGCAUUUCAGAGCACAUGAAGGGGACUACAUGAAGACAACUACUGAAUUUGCAUAUACAGAAAAUAUCUAAUAAAUAUCGCAUUAAAUAUUUACUUUUUUUUUACCAAAGUUCAUGACGCAUCCAGAACGUGUCCGCGACCCACUUUUGGGUCGGGACCCACCAGUUGAGAACCACUGAUGUAUACAAUGCUACUUUGAUCCAGUCCAGGUUACUGGCUGACUACCCUAAACAAAAUUUCUGGAACACCAGGUUUCACUUUAUAAAUUCAUAUGAUGGUACAACCUAGACACACUGUCAGUGAUCAGGUGUUUUCAAGUCUUAUCUGAGGGUUUAACUCAGGGGUGUCAAACUCAAGCACAGCAAGGGCCAUAAUGUGGAUUUAGGUCUAACCUGAGGGCCAAACAGGGUCGACAUUUCACCAAAACUGUCAACCUCCUUUUCAAGAAAUAUGCAACACAAAAACAGCAAUGACUAUAAAUCAUUCGGAAAUUCAAAAAAGAAAAAAAAAAAGUUUGAAGGCAGUCUGAGAUAGAAAAUUUUAUUCAAUUUUCAUUUAUCAGUUCAAAAGAUCAGUGCAUGAUAUUAAAAAUAGAAAAAAAUGCUUUUAAAGAGCAAAUACACGAGGAGAAUGUUGAAAUCGGGUAUAAAAGGUCAAAAUAUGACUUAAAAUUGGAACCUAAGGUAUAAAAAUGACACAAGUUCAAAUACUGAGUUGAACCAAAUCAAAGCAUGAAAUGUAAUUGUAAUGUGGAAAUGCAAAAAUGAAAACAUGAAAUAAAACACCAAACAUUUUUUCCCCACA